AUAAAGUGUGUGAGAAUGAAUCAUCGUAAUAAAGUACAGUCUCGUAAUAAUAAUAGAAAAAUUUUCUACUUAUUCAAUUUAAUGAAAUUAUUAUGUACAUUUAUUAAUCGUUAAAAAUUAUUAAAGAUGAUUUAUAAUUGGAAUCAUUUACUAUCAGUGUCACAAGAAUAUGAUGUCGUUUAAAAAAAAUGAAACAAAAUACAUAAAAGAUGUGGAUUAUAAAGGAAGAUUGGAGUACAAAUUGUAUCUGGCGAGAGAAAACCCAGCACCAAUAUUUGACAUUUCUGAUUGUGCUUUAAAAAAUGUCCCAUCAGGAAUUUAUUCUUUAUGUAAAGUUUUUCGAAAACAAGAAUUAGAUAUGAGUAAAAAUAAACUAUCAUCAUUAUCUGGAGGUGGUCAACUAGAUGACUUAUCUUUAUUAACUUUUCUUGAUAUAAGUUAUAAUGAAUUCACUCAACUACCACCAGAAAUUUCUUUUUUAAUAUCACUUGAAAAACUUUAUGUAAAUAAUAACUGCAUCAAAAAACUGCCAGUAGAAUUAGCAAAGCUACCAAAUCUUCAAAUUUUAAAUGUGGCUAACAAUAAAUUGAAAUAUUUACCAGAAACAAUUGGAAAUUUAAAAAACCUCAGCAUUCUUGAUAUUAGUAGAAAUAAAUCGUUAACAAAAUUGCCACAGUCUUUGGGUCAAGCUAACAAAUUAGUAGAUAUUAAAACUGAUGAAUGUAAUAAUAUAACAUAUCCUCCAAAAUAUAUUCUUCAAGGUGGAGCAAUAGCAAUCGUAGCUUUUCUCGCUCAAGAAUGGGGAAUUGAUAAUAAAGCAAGAGAUGUAUUUUUAGAUGAACAAAUGAAUCAAUUAUCUGAUGAUAUUAAUAAACGAUUAACUGAAAAUACAAGGAAUAAUAAUUAUCAGGCAACGUUAACACAAUUAGAAAAAACAAAAGAACAACGACAAAAUGCAUUACUUGAGUUGGAGAAAAAUAUUCGAGAACAACAAGAAAGUGAAUUAGAACUUCAGUCUAUCAGUCAAAGACAGAAAAAAAAAUUAUUAGAAGAUUUAAUACUCCAACAGUCACACUUGGAAUUAGAGAUUGAAAGGAUUCAACAAGAAAAAGAGUUAAACCGGGCUCGGUUUCUUGAUUUCAUUAAUGAAGCAGAAAAAAAUGCUGAUAAUGUAAUUGAAAAAUUUUUGAUUAAUAAUGAAGCUGAACGUCAUAUACAAGCUGAAUUAAUAGAGCGAGAAAAAGAAGAACAAUUACAACUAUUGUCGAAAUGUCAUGAAGAUCAAUCAUCGGUCAGGACAAAAGAAACACUUCUUGCUAUGGAAAAAUUGCUGAAAGAAGAGUUAUUAACAGAAAAGAAAAUUGAAGAAUACACUAAAUUCCGUGAAUGCAAUGCUCACUCAUUAUUGAGUUUAGAAUUAAGAAAUAAUGAUUAUUUAGCAUCAACAAUCAAAGAUCAAAAACGAAAUCGAGAAAACUUAUUAGAUCUAUUAAGGAAAGAUCAAGUACUACAAAAAGCAGCUUUAACUGCUUUAUUAGAAAGAAGUGAUGCUAGGUCAUGGAGUAUAGUUCAACAAGUGAAUUUAAUUGAAUCCCAAUUAGUUGCUUUAACGAAUAUUGAACUAGAAAGAAAGAAAUUAGAAAUAAAUCAGCAAAUAAAUGAUAUUGCUGAAAAAAGAGUGAUAUUAAGUGGAAUACUCGUCAAUUUAUUAGAUAAACAAGAAAAAAGACGUGAACAAUUAUUAGAAACAAUAAAUCAAAUAGAAAGCCGUAAAAAUGAUGAAGCACGACGAAACAGUCUUUUCUGGUUGAUGCAGUAUCAAUCAUUAAUGGAUUCACGUCCUCAGGGAUUAUUAGAGGGCUUAGAUCCAAUGCUAGUAAGACAUGUAGCAAUAGCUGGAGUUUUACACUGCCUUCCAUUUUUAGCUUCUUUAUCAACUUUGUUGCCGAAUGUUGAUGAUUAUCAACUUGAACAACUUGGAAUUCACAAUAAAGAUGAUAGAAAUGCGAUUCUCUUGGCAAUUGAAAAUUAUUUAGCAGAAAGAAAAAUAGUUGAACCAUCUGCUCCAGAGUUAGAUGAAGCAUUAACAGAAGAGCCUUCUACAAGCAAUGCAAAUUAUUCUAACAAAAAUGUUAAUGCAACAGAAUGUGUUAUCUGUCUAGACUGUCAAAGUGAAGUAAUUUUUCUUCCAUGUGGGCAUUUUUGCUGUUGUGCAUCAUGCUCAAAUAAAGUAACAACUGAAUGUCCAAUGUGCCGCGGCUCUAUACAACGCAAAAUUCAAGUUUAUAAAAUUAAUUAAAAUUGUUUAAUAUAAUAAGAUAUUAACCUUAUAUAAUUUUUAUUUUGUGGCAUGAAAUAACAUUUUUAAACAGAUUAUUGAAUUAUAUCAUCAAACAUUUUUAUAAAAAUCAUAUAGUUGAAGUAUAUGUAGAAUAUUGAAAUGAAUGAUAGAUAAAUUUAUAUCUAUAUGACAUGAAAAAAAAAAAAUGAAAGACACUUUGAUGCAUUUGUUUGUUUCAACUCAGGUUUUCAGUAAU
Molecule: messenger RNA, 2537 nt
Organism: Chelonus insularis
Lineage: Eukaryota; Metazoa; Arthropoda; Insecta; Hymenoptera; Braconidae
Product: E3 ubiquitin-protein ligase LRSAM1-like
Exons: 9
Coding region: 170-2299 (709 amino acids)
Molecular function (GO): protein binding
Source: RefSeq, a predicted model, not a curated record